AUGAAGCGCAAACUGGAUGCAAAUGAUGUCCCGUCACCCGAAACUGCGGGUGUCGAAGACCAGGAGCCUGACUUUGAGGCUUUGGGCCUGGAUCCCCGACUGCGUCAAGCCUUGAUUAAGGAAAAGUUCACCAAGCCGACUCUCGUACAAGCCAAGGCAAUUCCUCUGGCCCUCGAGGGCAAAGAUAUUCUGGCUCGUGCGAAGACUGGCUCUGGAAAGACUGCCGCCUACGUUCUCCCGGUUUUGCAAUCCAUUCUCCAACAAAAAUCUGCCGAUCCCUCGUCGAAAGCCACCACCGGCCUUAUCCUCGUCCCCACCCGCGAGCUGGCAGAGCAAGUCCAGAAAGUCGUCACAUCUUUCACUUCGUUCUGCGGAAAGGAUGUUCGCUCCAUCAACCUAACACAGAAAGUCUCCGAUGAUGUGCAGCGUACGAUGCUCGCUGAUUUCCCCGAUCUGGUCAUCUCAACCCCGACUCGCGUCCUGGCGAAUGUCAACAAUUCCGCUCUGUCGCUCGAGAAACUCUCUUACCUGGUAAUCGACGAGGCUGAUUUGGUCCUGUCCUACGGUUACGAUGAGGAUAUCAACCUUCUUGCCAAGGCUAUCCCGCGUGGUGUGCAGACAUUCCUGAUGAGUGCCACUCUCACCUCGGAGGUGGAUACUUUGAAGAGUCUGUUUUGCCGCAGCCCGGUAAUCCUGAAGCUGGAAGAUAAGGAGGAGAAGGGCGCUGGUGUUAGCCAGUUUGUUGUCAAGUGCGCGGAGGAUGAGAAGUUCCUUCUUACAUAUGUUAUUUUCAAGCUCCAACUUGUCAAGGGCAAAGUCAUCAUCUUCGUCGGCGAUGUUGACCGUUGUUACCGCGUGAAGCUUUUCCUCGAACAAUUCGGUAUCAAGAGCUGUGUCCUCAACUCAGAGCUUCCCAUCAACUCCCGUCUGCACGUUGUCGAGGAAUUCAACAAGGGUGUUUACGACAUUAUCAUCGCAGCCGAUGACCAGGAAGUCAUGGGUGUGCCCAAGCCAGUCAAGAAGUCCCCGGAGGCAAUUGAAGACGGAGCGGAAGAGAAGGAGGAAAUCGGUUCCAGUGAAGAUGAGGAGGUGCCCGAAGAAGAAAAAGGCAAGCAAAAGUCGAAGCGCCGCAAGAUGACCAGCAAGGAAAAGGACUACAGUGUUGCGCGCGGUAUCGACUUCCAGAACGUCGCCUGCGUCCUCAACUUUGACCUCCCAACCACUUCAAAAUCAUACACCCACCGCAUCGGUCGUACCGGCCGCGCUGGCAAGGCCGGCAUGGCCCUUUCAUUCGUGGUACCCGCCGAACAGUACGGCAAGCACAAGCCCACAUCAGUGUCUUCAUCCAAAAAGGACGAGACCGUCCUUGCUAAGAUCGUUAAGCGUCAAGGCAAGCUCGGCCACGAAGUCCGUCCCUACCACUUCGAGAUGCAACAAGUUGAUGCAUUCCGCUACCGUAUGACCGAUGCUCUGCGCGCCGUCACCCGAUUGGCGGUCCAAGAGGCUCGUGCUCGUGAGAUUCGACAGGAGCUGAUCAAGAGUGAGAAGUUGAAGCGCCAUUUCGAGGAUAACCCCGAUGAGCUGCGACAAUUGCGACACGAUGGAGAACUGCGGGCAGCGCGUGUGCAGCCCCAUCUGAAGCACGUACCCGAUUACCUGAUGCCUACUAAGGGGCGGAAGGGUAUCUCGAAUGAAGAUGUGGGUUAUGUUGGAUUCAAAAAGGCUGGCAAUGAGAACCGCAUUCGCAAGGCGAGAGAUCGUAAUCGUGCCAGUGGAAAGGGCAAGGGAAAGAAGGCUGGUGGCAAGGUUGAUCCUCUCAAGACAUUUAAUAGGCGGAAGUAG
Molecule: messenger RNA, 1842 nt
Organism: Penicillium cosmopolitanum
Lineage: Eukaryota; Fungi; Ascomycota; Eurotiomycetes; Eurotiales; Aspergillaceae
Gene: dbp9
Product: ATP-dependent DNA/RNA helicase
Exons: 3
Coding region: 1-1842 (613 amino acids)
Cellular component (GO): nucleolus
Molecular function (GO): nucleic acid binding; ATP binding; RNA helicase activity
Source: RefSeq, a predicted model, not a curated record